AUGGACGUGAAGUUACUUACGGAAGGGACGGAUGAGACGGGAGCGGAAAAUACAUACGUGUUGUUAACCGGUGGGAUAGUAAGCGUAUCGGUCGACUCGUACAAACUGAUGGGUAAUGCGACUUUCGGUGUCGCUUGUGUCGCUGCUGCUGAUGCUACUGCCGCUACUUACGACUACGACGACAACGACGAGAAUAAGAAUGGACGCUUUGGAUGGCUGACGGGAAGAGGGGCACAUCGAUCGAUGUAG
Acanthocheilonema viteae is the source of this 249-nucleotide messenger RNA. NCBI's taxonomy places the organism in Eukaryota, Metazoa, Nematoda, Chromadorea, Rhabditida, Onchocercidae. The record is from the annotation of a GenBank genome assembly.